This is a messenger RNA of Capsicum annuum, 1407 nucleotides long. Its product is annotated as cytochrome P450 76A2-like. The transcript has 2 exons. Gene Ontology annotation, molecular function: heme binding; oxidoreductase activity, acting on paired donors, with incorporation or reduction of molecular oxygen; iron ion binding. Bases 75 to 1394 code for a protein of 439 amino acids. The record is from RefSeq and is a predicted model, not a curated record. NCBI's taxonomy places the organism in Eukaryota, Viridiplantae, Streptophyta, Magnoliopsida, Solanales, Solanaceae.
UAAGAAAUAUAAGAUUAUAAAUAAGAGCUUCCACCACACAAUUUAGAGCAACCCAAAAGAAAAAUUUAAGAGUGAUGGAAUUGGAAUGGAGCUAUCUGUUUUUCUUUCCUAUCAUAUUAUUACCAGGUUUUAUCCUAUUCUUUUCUAAGAAAAAGAGUAGUAAAUGUUCCUACAAAUUACCUCCAGGACCACCAGGAUUACCAAUUUUUGGUAACAUGUUUGAACUAGGAACCGAACCGUAUAAAAAAAUGGCAUGUCUAAAAGAGAAAUAUGGUCCUGUUUUAUGGUUAAAACUUGGCACCUCAUGCAACAUUAUGGUUGUUCAAACAGCUGAGGCUGCUGCAGAGUUAUUCAAGAACCAUGAUAUUUCCUUUGGGGAUCGAUUUAUUCCUGAUGUAAAUUUAGCGCACAAUUACUAUCAAGGGUCUCUGUCUUUAGGCCGAUAUGGCUCGUUUUGGCGCUUUCAGAGGCGAAUAUGUACCGUGGAAAUGUUUGUACACAAAAAGAUUAGUGAAACAGUGCCAGUAAGGCGAAAAUAUGUGGAUAAUAUGUUAAAAUGGAUUGAGAAAGCAGCGAAUUCUGCUGAAAAAGGAAGUGAGAUUGACGUAACGUGUUUUGUAUUCCUAGCAUCGUUUGAUAUGCUAGGGAAUUUGAUUCUGUCGAAAGACUUGGCUGAUCCGGAAUCCGAGGAGGCCGCGGAGUUCUUCAAUGCCAUGAAGGGAAUCAUGCAAUGGUCGGGUAUUUUUAAUGUUUCCGACAUUUUUCCAUUUCUUAAGUUUGAUCUACAAAAUUUGAGGAAGAAGAUGGCGCGAGACAUGGGGAAGGCCAUGGAAAUCAUGUCUAUAUUUCUCAAGGAACGUCAGGAAGAACGAAAGAAGAGUGAGGAGAAGGGGAAAGAUUUCUUGGAUGUGUUGCUUGAAUUUGAGGGCACUGGAAAAGACGAACCAGCUAAAUUAUCAGAACACCAGAUCAAAGUAUUAGUAUUGGAAAUGUUUUUAGCCGGUUCAGAGACGACUAGCAGCAGCGUAGAAUGGGCACUAACUGAGCUUUUGCGCCAUCCAGAAGCAAUGGACAAAGUGAAAACAGAGAUAUCAAAAGUAAUAGGACCAAACAGGAAGUUUGAAGAAAGUGACAUUGACAAUCUCCCUUAUAUGCAAGCGGUAACCAAAGAAUCACUUCGUUUACAUCCUCCUAUCCCUUUCUUGAUCCCAAGGGAGACAAUUCAAGACACCAAGUUCAUGGGGUACGAUGUACCUAAAGGCACUCGAGUCCUGGUUAAUACUUGGGCUAUUGGAAGAAAUCCUGAAUGUUGGGGUGACCCUGUGAGUUUCAAUCCUGAUACAAAAGUGAGUGUGUAUCAAGAGAGUCAAGCCAACACAAGAAUAACAAGAUGAACAACAACAAUAC